Molecule: messenger RNA, 4032 nt
Organism: Malaclemys terrapin pileata
Lineage: Eukaryota; Metazoa; Chordata; Testudines; Emydidae
Gene: AAAS
Product: aladin WD repeat nucleoporin
Exons: 15
Coding region: 1007-2305 (432 amino acids)
Biological process (GO): nucleocytoplasmic transport
Cellular component (GO): nuclear pore
Molecular function (GO): protein binding
Source: RefSeq, a predicted model, not a curated record
GCCGGCUGGAGCAUAGCACAAAACCUGCCUUCAUCCACCACCAGGAGACCCUCUGGAAGAGAUGUCUCAAUGCAUGUUCCCUAUGCUGGCCUUUUAUAGCAAAGCCCAUGCUGAAAUUCUCCUUUCAUCUCUCGUUUGCAAUCAGUGGACGAAAAGCCUGUGCUGUCCUAAGGGCAGGUACAGUGUUGCUUGAGAUGGGAAGGGGUUCUGAACCCUAGACUUUUCUGCAAUUUCCAAGGGUGGGCGCAUGUCACUUGGAAACUGGGAAAUGAGGUUGGUCAUUUUUUUUUUUUUGUCCUGAGGUUAACAGGCAGGUCCAUGCAGCUGGAAAGCAGGUCAUAAGCAAGUCAGGUAGCAGGUUUGCCUGGUAUAAACUGACAAUUUCCAACAGCUGGGAGGCAAAGGGGUUGGGGGUAUUGGAUAUUGGACCAGGUUGGUGGGAGAGAACCAGCAGUCGAAAGGAGGAAGUCAGAGUUGGUGACUUUUGCUGAGGGAGGAGUUGCAGUAAGGUGAAGCAGAGCGAACAAGGUUGGGUUGCAGGGAGAUUGCGAAACAACUUGAGGCCCUGUUUAGAGUCUGGCUCCUGUAUACUGUGUCCAGUAUUUUCAUGCCAGAACGUCUUGCUUACCUACACAUGUGGCUACAGAGAGGGUAUCUCAGUAGGGAUGGGCUGUUUAUAUAAGGUAUGUCACAGUAGUAUCUGAGUGCCUUACAAUUUUUAAAGGAUUUAUCUCGUUUUUUUCUCUCUUCCCCUCUACUGAGGCCGGGCAGUGCUGUGAUCCCCAUUGCACAGAUGAGGCACGCAGAGACUAAGUGAUUUGCCCAUAGCCACGUGGGAAGUAUGGGGUGUAGCAGGGAAUUGAACCUGAAUCUCCCAAGUCCCAUGCUAGCGACCUGCAUCGCUGGGGGAAGGGCUACUCCCCACCCCUGCUGUCUAGCUUAAACCUGUAGCCUUGUGAUAUGUAGGAGACUCGUAUCGUUUUCUGUCCACAGGCGCGAUGUGGGAAUGUGUGGGGUGCUUAACGAGAUAGCGAAUGCGGAGGAGGCAGAUCUCCAGUGGAUGAAAACAGGAUCACGCUGGGCUUUGGCUCUGUGCCACUGGGUCUCCUCUCUCCACGGCUCCCUGUUUCCCCAUUUGUCACUGUGCAGUGAAGACAUGAUUGCGGAGUUCUCCCAAGCGGUGGACUGGGCUGGCUGCUCCAUCCGGGCUUUUGCCUGGCACCCUCACACCAGCAAGUUUGCGGUGGCCCUUUUGGACGACUCCAUCCGAGUUUACAACACAAACAGCGCGACGGUCCCCAUCCUGAAACACCGCUUGCAGAGGAAUGUGGCCUCGAUGGCAUGGAAGCCACUGUGUGCAUCCAUCCUCGCCGUGGCAUGCCAGAGCUGUGUCUUGCUUUGGCACUUGGAUCCUACUUCCCUUUCCACCAGGCCUUCCUCUGGCUGCGCCCAGGUGCUUGCCUACCCCGGUCACAGUCCCGUCACCAGCCUGGCAUGGGCCCCCAGUGGAGAGAUGCUGCUCUCGGCCUCGCCUGUUGAUACUGCCAUGCUUGUGUGGGAUGUGUCCACGGAAAACUGUGUCCCGCUGCAGUGGUUUGGAGGGGGUGGAGUCACUUACCUUGCUUGGUCACCCGAUGGCAGCAAGGUGCUAGCAGCCACACCCUCAGCAGUGUUCAGGGUUUGGGAAGCUCAAAUGUGGACGUGUGAGAGAUGGCCCACCAUCAAGGGGCGCUGCCAGACAGGGUGCUGGAGCCCGGACGGCAGCCGCUUGCUCUUUAUGGUCCUGGGGGAGUCGGUCAUUUACUCCUUGUCCUUCUCGGAGUACAGUGGCGAGAUGCAAGGCCAAGUAGGAGGAUCAAAAACAGCUUCUAUUGUGGCAGACCUGUCUGAGACCACCUUCGAGACGCUGUAUGGGGAGGAGAGGAUCGGAGGGGAAGUGCACUCCAUGGUCUGGGACCCCAGCGGCGAGAGGCUUGCGGCUCUCAUCAGAGGGAAUCCCGAAACCCCUGAAAGCAGGACGAUCGUUGCUGUGUUUCGUACCCGCAACAGCCCCGUGUUCGAACUCCUGCCAUGUGGCUUCCUGCAGGGGGAGCCAGGGGCUGAGCCGCAGCUGAUCGCUUUCCAUCCCUGCUUUAAGAAAGGGGCCCUCUUGACUGUGUGCUGGUCUACAGGGCGGAUCAGCCAUGUCCCGUUUUUCUUUGUGAGCGCCCAGUUCCCCUGCUUCAGCCCCAGCCACAGUCCUGUUGUGGCCCUGAGCAGCAGCAGCGCCAGCGUGCGGGAGCAGCCCUUGUUUUCGGAGCUGUGAAGAGCGGAGCGGGGGACCCUUGGGCCGGGCUCCAUUUGAACCCUGCUGGGCCUUUCCUUAUUAUGCUGCUUGUGCUGUUCUGCUGGGUAACCACGGUGCUCGCUCCCUCUAAUGGUUACUCCGCCCUACCACAUCCACUGGGAUCAUGCUGGGCACUGAUGGAUUUUAUAAUUUGUCAAGAGAGCCCCGAGUCUGGACGGGGAGCAGUUUUGUUUGCUGUAUAAGGAGCCAGCCCAGGGCGCGAGGCCCUGCUUUGUAAAGCCGCUUGGUGCUGUCCGGAUUAAAGAUCCCACUUCCAUUCUGGCUCCCGUUCUCUUGCACCUCCCAGUGUGACCUGAAUGGCACUCGCUCUGCAUCCACAGCAGCUCAAGGGCUGCACUUUGGUGUUUGCGCUGGGGUGGCUCAGAGCCAUGUGACCCCAGGAUAUGCUCCAGGCAGGUUUUGAAAGAACUCGCUUCCACGUGCCUUUCGUCUACAGCCACCUGGCCUCAGUACUGCACUUGGUCACAAAUGGGGCAAGUGUUUACAGCUUCUGUCUGUUGUGCUUUGUGGAUGCAGGCAUGCGGUGACCACUGGGAAAGGGCCUGCUUGGAGCUAGGGGGCCUGUUCCUAUUAGGCACUGCUGGAGGGCUUUACAAACAAGGGACACCUCUGCACCAGAUCAGUAUUCUCCCAUUCCCUAUUGGGCUAAAUGAAGCAGAGUGUGGCUCUCCAGCCCCCUCUAGUGUCUGGAUUACAUAGGGGUUUCUGUCACAGCCUGAGCACACUUGGGUCUUUCUGUACAGCGAGUGAACGCUCCUGGUUUGGGAUCUAAAAGAUCCUGGGUUAAAUCCCUCACACUGACAGUUCUCCCAUAGGUGUCAUGUUACUUAGAGGUGGGCCAGUGUUGGUGUGGAUUGGGGUCAUGACGUGGGUGUGGAACCUACGAGUCCUGCCCUGUGACAUUACUUCCUUUCUGUAUGUUGGAUUUGGAUGCCCUGUUCCUGUUAAUGGGAACUAGGUGUACAAAUCUGCUAGGCAGCUCUGAAAAAUCUCGGUCCAUCUUACAUAAAAGUAACAGAGCUUUUUCCAUGAGAUCAGAGAGAAUUCUCAGCCCCCACGCCAGAGUCUUGCAUGUCCAGGGCUAGUUCAUAGGGGGUGGCAGGGAGAGGUGGUGUGUAGGGAUAAUUCUGAAAUUGAAAGAAUUAAAGUUUGGUUAAGAAAAUGACACGUUUGCUUUAAAGUUCGUGGCUAGCAGGGAGAAGGCCGCACUCAGCAAGUAGAAGAAGGCUGUGAGAAUGAUGUAGUGUGGGAAGGAUGUGUGGUUCCAAAAGUAACUAAUGAAAUAAAGAGCUGCAGUAAGGAUCUUAAAAGAAACCAGCACAAACCUUCCCGUUGUUCUGCUGGUAAGCGAGGAGGGGAGCAGAGAUAACAAGGGAAGACCUUGGAGAGAGGAAAGUCCCAAGGAAAACUGCUUCAAACUCCGUUUUUGCUAAAGCUAGUAAAUUAGCUGAAGGGUAUAAAGAGAGCCAUGAUCUGAAGGUUCUUUGUCAGACCCAACCUGAUCACGCUGAAGCACACCAGGGUGAGAUGGUUUUCCCUAGGUCUGGCCCAUUUGUAAGUAUACUGAUCACAUGCCGCUGAAUGCUUUUACUGUAUUGAGUGUAGGGAUUGCUUGUUUUUUGACUGUUGGGCAUGUUUAAAAUACCAUUUGGCCUUUGGAAUUAAUAAAGGAAUUUAUGGUUGAA